UCACAGAGUCACUGCCCAUUUCUCGCAAAAGACAAACCCACAAUUUCUUUAUUCACUUCUUAAUUCAAUUUCACUUUAUUAACAUUAAUUUCCAUUUUCAUUUACUUUAUCCUCCUCACAUCUUAUGCAUUUCCAUGUUAAUAGCUUUCUCAUAUUGCUUUCAAAUUCAGAAAUUGAAGUAGGUUGUUGUGGCUAGAAUUCAAUUCAAGAACUUUUUACGCUACCCAAUUUUUUUUCUUUGACCUAAAAAUCUAUUUUUUAUCAUGCUUUAGUGGUGAAUCUUGCUUUAAAGGGGAGCCUUCUUAUUGUUCUUCAAUCAUUUUUGUUAAAAAAGUGAAAUUUUCAAUUUACACGCUUUCGUCAUUUGUGGGGUUGGUUCAGAUUUAUGAGUUGUGAGACAUGUGGGGAAAGGUUUAUAUGACAUAGAUUUGGAUUGUAUACUUUUUGGAAAACAAAGAGGCAUAUUGGAUUGGACUUGAUAUAACAUCAUAGUAUACUUAAGUCAAUUUUAAAGUGAUUUGAAGCUAUCUUGUAUUGUGCUUUUAAAGAUAACUUUAUGCUAUUGAAAGGAUCUCAGAUCCAAUCAUUGGAUAAUAUCUGUUAGAUUUUUAUUUUAUUUUGGUCUUAAACCUCCAGUAUCCAGAGGAGAAAAAGAAGUCUGGUGAUUGGAGUUCGAUCUGGAGUUAAGUAAAGUCUGAAAAAUUAUUAUUUCAGCCAGAAUUUGAACUUGGGUCAUGUUGAUAGAUUUGACAUUAAGUGAAGUUGAUUAACCAGGUGAGUUCAACCACUUGGUCAGUUAUAGUAUGUGUUAGUUUGUAUUGUGUAGGUACGACCCUUAGUAGAAAAAGAUUUUAACUUGUAAAGGUGAAAACUCUGCUAGUUUGUGUGUAAAAGUAGAAACUUGAAUAGAUGCUACUUUUAGCUUGGGCUAUGGCAUGAAAAAUAUGAAAAUCGGUAUGAGUAGGACCAUUGUUUGGUUUAGGAGGGAUCUUAGAAUUGAGGACAAUCCUGCAUUAGCUGCUGCAGCAAGGGAUGGUUCUGUUUUUCCUGUCUUUAUUUGGUGUCCCAAAGAGGAAAGGGAGUUUUAUCCAGGUAGAGUGUCUAGGUGGUGGCUGAAGCAGUCUCUUGCUCACUUGGAUCAGUCAUUGAAAUCUCUUGGAGCUAGACUUGAGUUGAUCAAAACUGAUAGUACUCUUGCAGCACUUUUGGAAUGUGUAAAUGUUGUUCAAGCUACAAAAGUAGUGUUUAAUCAUCUCUAUGAUCCAGUUUCACUUGUUCGUGAUCACAACAUCAAAGUAAAAUUAAUGGAACUUGGUAUUUCUGUUCAAAGCUACAACGGAGACUUGCUGUAUGAACCGUGGGAUAUAUACGACGAAAGCGGGCAUGCAUUUACAACUUUUGAUCCUUUUUGGAACAGAUGCUUGCAAAUGCCAAUGAAAGCUUAUUCACUCAUUCCUCCUUGCCAGUUAAUUCUUGCUGAAGGUAAAGUUGAGAAACAUUCAAUUGAGCAACUAGGUCUUGAAGAUGAGUUAGAAAAAUCAAGCAAUGCAUUACUAGGAAGAGCAUGGUCUCCAGGUUGGAGCAAGAGUGACAAGGCAUUAACAGAAUUUGUUGAAAAGCACUUAGUUCACUACUCCAGAAAUAGGAUAAACCUUGGUGGCAACUCCACCUCACUCUUAUCGCCAUAUAUUCAUUUCGGAGAAUUGAGUGUGAGGAAAGUAUUUCAGUUGGCGCGGACGAAACAAAUAUUAUGGACGAACGAAGGAAACAUUGACGGCGUAGAGAGUGCAACACUUUUUCUCAGGGCCAUUGGAUUUCGAGAGUACUCGCGCUAUCUUUGUUUCAGUUUUCCGUUCACCGUUGAGAGGCCAUUGCUAGGGAACUUGACGUUUUUUCCUUGGGAUACCGAUCCUUACAACUUUAAGGCUUGGAGGCAAGGUAGGACCGGCUAUCCGUUAGUUGAUGCUGGAAUGAGAGAGCUUUGGGCGACAGGAUGGAUACACAACAAAAUGCGAGUCAUAGUUUCAAGUUUUGCUGUGAAAAUGUUGCUUAUACCAUGGAAAUGGGGAAUGAAGUACUUUUGGGAUACACUAUUAGAUGCUGACCUUGAAUGUGAUAUCUUGGGUUGGCAGUAUAUCUCAGGAAGUUUACCUGAUGGUCACAAGCUUGAACGCUUGGACGAUCCGGAGAUUCAAGGGACAAAGUAUGAUCCAGAAGGCGAGUACGUUCGUCAAUGGCUGCCGGAAUUAGUGAGAUUGCCAACCGAGUGGAUCCAUCAUCCAUGGAAUGCACCAAUUACUGUACUAAGAGCAUCAGGGGUAGAGUUGGGUCAAAACUAUCCAAAACCAAUCAUUGACAUAGAUUUAGCAAGAGAACAAUUAACUGAAGCUAUAUUCAAGAUGUGGGAAAAUGAAGCAGCUGCAAAAGCUUCUAGUUCAAAAGAUAAACAUGAAGUUACUGAUGACAGCGAAAAAUUUUCUAUUCCAAAGGUUUUUUUGAAGGACAAGGCUCCACGUGCCGCCGCUUCUUCGUCGAACGACCAAAAGGUGCCAACAAUUCAGAAUCUUAAGAGUGAUGAUCCUCCUAAUAGGAAGAGACUAAAAUAUACAGCUGAAGUGAAAGAGAAACGAGACGAUUCGUGUAAUUUCAGCAAGCAUACCGAGGUUUCGUGCAUUGAUCAAGAAGUGUGUUCUACAGCUGAGUCUUCAUCCAAGAGACAGUGUUCAAGCACUUUUUCAUUUUCUGUCCCACAACAGUGUUCCUCAUCUUCUAAUAUAAAGUUAUCAUGUCAAGAACAGAUUGAAAUGGAACAGAGUUCAAGCAAAGAUGGUGAGAAUGACUAUGUUUCAAGAGGGGAGAAUGAAAAAGAAAUCAAAAGAGAGUCUUAAACAAAGAAAGUCUUUAAGCUUGCAUGAGCACACUGAUUAGCAAGUUUUCUAUAGUGUAUCUUUACACUAAGAAGCACAUAUUCUGACACGAAUACUAGAUACGACGUUGAUACUGACACACCAACACUGGUAAUAGUUUGAGAAAAUGAAUGAAUGGAAUUUAAUGAAUGUGUCAAUGUUAGACAUCUACACGUGUCAGACACCAAGUCAUACCUUCAAUCAGAAGUGUCGAUGCUACAAUAUAUACAUAUUUGUUGACACUUGUGUAAGAAUUACUACAUGUACUUGAUAGUACACAGCAGCUUCUAAUUCUUUGUGAUUCA
Cicer arietinum (chickpea) is the source of this 3211-nucleotide messenger RNA. RefSeq names its product cryptochrome-1-like. The record is from RefSeq and is a predicted model, not a curated record. Gene Ontology annotation, biological process: entrainment of circadian clock by photoperiod; circadian regulation of gene expression; blue light signaling pathway. Lineage: Eukaryota; Viridiplantae; Streptophyta; Magnoliopsida; Fabales; Fabaceae. Gene Ontology annotation, molecular function: DNA binding; deoxyribodipyrimidine photo-lyase activity; blue light photoreceptor activity. Gene Ontology annotation, cellular component: nucleus; cytoplasm.